Bemisia tabaci is the source of this 840-nucleotide messenger RNA. RefSeq names its product COPI coat complex subunit zeta (gene zetaCOP). NCBI's taxonomy places the organism in Eukaryota, Metazoa, Arthropoda, Insecta, Hemiptera, Aleyrodidae. The record is from RefSeq and is a predicted model, not a curated record. Gene Ontology annotation, biological process: intracellular protein transport; retrograde vesicle-mediated transport, Golgi to endoplasmic reticulum; intra-Golgi vesicle-mediated transport. Gene Ontology annotation, cellular component: COPI vesicle coat.
AGGUUAAGUGUUUGUUUUGAUGAAAUUUGUUGUGAUAUGGCACCAGGCACCUAAUGCCAAGCAUACAGUCGAAGAUUUUUAGAAUAUUCUUUAAAAAUUCAUUCCCUUUCACAUUAUUUUGAAGUUUGUAAUAUAAGGAUGGACAGCCUUUUACUUGAGCCCACUUUAUAUACCAUCAAAGGUAUGGCAAUUUUGGACAAUGAUGGGAACCGGAUACUUGCAAAAUAUUAUAAUCCAUCCACAUUCCCAACUGCAAAAGAACAGAGGGCUUUUGAAAAAAAUCUCUUCAAUAAGACCCACCGUGCAAAUGCAGAAAUUAUUAUGUUAGAUGGUUUGACUUGUGUGUACAAAAGCAACGUUGAUCUCUUCUUCUAUGUGAUGGGCUCAUCACAUGAAAAUGAACUCAUAUUGAUGAGUGUGCUGCAGUGUCUCUUUGACUCAGUUAACCAGAUUUUGAGGAAGAACGUAGAAAAAAGGAAUGUAAUGGAAAAUCUAGAUAUAGUAAUGCUAGCCAUGGAUGAAAUAUGUGAUGGAGGAAUUAUUUUAGAAGCAGAUCCUAUAUCUGUAAUGCAAAGAGUAGCAGUAAGGACUGAUGAUAUUCCUCUUGGAGAACAGACGGUUGCUCAGGUGUUUCAAACUGCAAAAGAACAGCUCAAGUGGUCUCUACUAAAAUAGCUUUCCAAAAGUACAGAUAAGAUUAAAAAUCUCAUAUUGUACAGUUUUUACAUCCCAUUUAUAUUGUUUUUUUUAAAUCUAUUAUAUUUACUUGUUAUGUUGUCUAAAAAUAUUUGUGUGGUUAAGUAAAAAAAAAAAUGAAAUAAACAAGCAGAUAUAUUUUUA